Messenger RNA from Tachysurus vachellii, 2647 nucleotides. It is a transcript of the gene upf3a, whose product is annotated as UPF3A regulator of nonsense mediated mRNA decay. The transcript has 12 exons. Gene Ontology annotation, molecular function: telomeric repeat DNA binding. Lineage: Eukaryota; Metazoa; Chordata; Actinopteri; Siluriformes; Bagridae. The record is from RefSeq and is a predicted model, not a curated record. Gene Ontology annotation, biological process: nuclear-transcribed mRNA catabolic process, nonsense-mediated decay; positive regulation of translation. Gene Ontology annotation, cellular component: cytoplasm; nucleolus. Bases 535 to 1980 code for a protein of 481 amino acids.
CCAGACUGCGCCUGGACACCGGUGCAAACUGCAAAGACACUUUCCUUACUGUUCCCAGUCGUGACUGUUACGGACGUCUGCCGAAUCAGCAGCCUGAGAGCCCGGACGCAUGGAGCACCAUGAGUACUAUCAGUGCCUUUCCUUUCGCACCCAGGACCAGCGACUCGAGCGACCCCGAGGGCAGAGAAAUAGCUGCUGGAAAGCGUUAAAAACCGUCGUACGUCAGUGAACCUAAUUACCUUGGGUAAUGUUGUCUGGGAGACGCUUUCAGUCACUGAUCAACUCUAUUAGCACUUCAGCUGUUUAUCACGAGUUUUUUCACAUUUGGACUACACUUUAACCAGCAUUGAGAUAUUUAUGGAUAUUCUAAUAACCAUUCAUUCAUUAUAGAAUAACGAGCAAGAUGAAUUUAGGGGGUAAAAAAGAGAAAUAUGAUCAAGCGCCACAGCUCGACUCUUCAAUUCUCGCGGUGUUUGGACCCUGAAUUCUCGCGAUCGACUGCUAAUUCCCAAAGCGAAGACGUGAAAUGGAGAGAUGAGGGCUGAAAAGGAGCCUACAACGGGAAGCAGAGACAGAGGAGUCGUAGAGAUACAGCUGCGGGACGCUCAGAGGGACCAGGACAGCGCCACGGCCAAUUUGAAGCACAAAGAGGAGAAAAAGGAAAUCUUCACCAAGGUUGUUAUUCGACGUCUUCCACCCAGCCUAUCAAAAGACCAGCUUGAGGAGCAUCUCAGUCCACUGCCUUCUUAUGACUAUUUUGAGUUCUUUCCUGCUGAUCAAAGUCUGUAUCCACAUCUUUUCUCCAGAGCAUACAUCAACUUUAAAAACCCAGAGGACAUUGUUCUAUUCAGAGAUCGUUUUGAUGGUUAUGUUUUUAUUGAUAAUAAAGGUCAAGAGUAUCCAGCCAUUGUAGAAUUUGCACCUUUUCAGAAAGUUUCCAAGAAGAAGCUCAAGAAGAAAGAUGCCAAAGCAGGAAGCAUUGAAGAAGAUCCAGAAUACAAACGAUUUCUGGAGAACUACUCUUGUGAUGAGGAGAAGUCAAUGGCCAAUCCAGAAACAUUACUGGGAGAAAUUGAGGCUAAAACAAGAGAGCUCAUAGCUAAAAGAACAACACCACUUCUGGAAUACAUUAAGAACAAGAAGUUGGAGAAGCAGAGAAUUCGAGAGGAAAAAAGGGAGGAGAGGAGGCGCCGAGAACUGGAGAAGAAACGUCAAAGAGAAGAGGAGAAAAGGAAGCGUAGAGAAGAAGAGAGGCGAAAACGCAAAGAAGCAGAGAAGCAGAAGAAACUAUCUGAAAAGGAUAUCAAAAUCAAGCUUUUGAAGAAAUGUGACAGGGAUGAUGAAGUGGAAUCAGAGAGACUGAAAGAUAAAGGAGACAGUGGUGAGACAGAGAGGAAUAAGUGGGAGAAACCUGUAGGCCACACCAAGGCAAAGGAACCUAAAGACAAAGUUCAGCUGGAGAGUGAUAAGGAUCAGCGAGAUGGCCACAGUCGCAGACAGAGAGAUAAAGAUCAGAGGGGCAGAGAGGAGGACCGUAAGCGACAAAGGCAUCACUAUGAGUUUGACAAGUUCAUGCGCCGCAAGGAGGAGACCAAAUGGGGCAAAGGCUACUGUCAUGACCGGGCAAAGAAAGAUGGCCACCACCAUGGCUACUCGUACUGCCCUGAGAUGGGGGAUAAGUCAUGCAAGGAGGACCGGGAUGACAUGGGGAGCAGAAAAGAACGUAUUCGUAAUAAGUCUGUAUUAGUGCAUCAGGAGAAAAGGACCUCCCAGUCUGAGGGGCCAGACCAGAUAGGAGGGGCUCUGCCAGCCAAGGACCGACCAGCCAUGCAGCUGUACCAGCCAGGAGCCCGAAACCGUAAGCACAUGGGAUCUGGGAAUAAAGGCUUUGACUUCAGCCAGCUCUCUCCGGAGCCAAGCACCGAACCCUGCUAUGAGCUGACCAUAGGAACAGGCUCUGAGAAGUGUGCAGAUGGGUGACAGAAUCAGCAUUCUUCAGCUCAAGGGAAGAGGCACUGUAGCAUGUCUUGAGAAUAAACCUCUUCAGUCUCAAAGUGCUCUGUCCGUAUUUCCAUGCACUGGGUCAGCAGUAUGUUAAAAUCACAGGUUAUUUUAAUGUUUAUAGAUUCCUCUGUAUGUUUGAGUUUCAUGUCAUUGAACACUGCCUCAUUGGAUUCACAUUUUUUUACAUUUUCACAACACAGGCACUUAUCAGAUGUUGUUUGUUGAGCUCCACUCUAAUGAUCAAACGCCUCUUCAUUUACAGAGAUCAGAUUUCUAUAUGCCUUUUGUAGUGAAUCCUAUAGAUUCUGUUACACGAGAGAGUUUAUAGAUAGUGUAGUACAGAUAGUGUACAGAUUUUACUGUAAAAAUCAUAAGCAUAUGUUGUGAAAUGCAUAUUUUUAAUAUAUCAAAUAUAUGUUACUGUUGUGCGACUGCAGAGUAGGUUCAUAAGAGAAACCAAUAAAAAAUAUGAGUGCAUAUGCACAUUACUUCUUUUAUCCUGGAUGUAUAAAGCACUUAAUAAAUUUAAUAAUUCAGCAUGUACCUCUCAAUUUUAGAUAAUAAUACUACAUAAUAAUUCCUGAUCUUUUAUAUGGCUUUUUGCCCUCUUGUGGUACUGCAAAAUUGAGCCUAGCUAGCCAGA